Molecule: messenger RNA, 974 nt
Organism: Protomyces lactucae-debilis
Lineage: Eukaryota; Fungi; Ascomycota; Taphrinomycetes; Taphrinales; Protomycetaceae
Product: Isy1-like splicing factor
Exons: 1
Coding region: 184-873 (229 amino acids)
Biological process (GO): mRNA 3'-splice site recognition; generation of catalytic spliceosome for second transesterification step
Cellular component (GO): Prp19 complex; catalytic step 2 spliceosome; post-mRNA release spliceosomal complex
Source: RefSeq, a predicted model, not a curated record
AUCGCUUUGAAUUUGCUAACAAAGCUGCGAAGACUUGCGACGCAGCAAACAACAUGCGCAGGUAGCAGUGCGACUGCAGCCGGAGAUUCCUUCGCGAAGGGUCGUGAUCAGGAGUGCUGAUCGUAGAAGCUUGAGACUCCUGACCAUCCUGCGAACGAAGUGCGAGCGGCCUGGUGAUUGGCCAUGUCGAGAAACAAGGACACGGGCAUCUCGAUGCACAACAAGUCUCGUUCGCAUCACACCAACAACAGCUCUGGCGGAAGACCCAAAGCGAUCACGCAGGUCACCUCAAUAGCUGCUUGCGAAAAAUGGCGCUCUCAAGUGGUACGGGAGACUUCGCAAAAGGUUGAGAAGAUCAAUGACCCAGCGGCAACAGACUAUCAGCUCCGUGAGCUCAACGAUGAGAUCAACAAGCUACAAAGGGAAAAAUGGAUGUGGGAGUCGCAACUCAAGAACCUGGGUGGAACGAAUUACAUGCGUUUCCAAGGCAAUUUGACAGAUGCGGAAGGCAGGGUUGUUGGCUCACAUAAGGGCUACAAGUACUAUGGCCGUGCUAAGGAGCUGCCUGGCGUCAAAGAACUCUUCAGCGAACUCAAAGCACCGCCAAAGCAGAGUUUGACGCACACAGAGCUGUACAAACUUGACUUGGAUGCUGCGUACUUUGGCUUCCGCGAUGAGGAGGACCCUAAGCUACUUGCUUAUGAAGCUCAAAGAGAAGCCGAGGCGCGUAAUAAUCUGCAACAUGACGAGGAUCGGAGAAGCAGAUGGGACAUGGUCAAUAUUCCAGAGCCCGAGGACUUGCCGACCAACGCAGAAAUUGAGGCUGUCUUGCUCGAGAAGCGGAAGGCAGCCCUCUUGAGCCAGUACUCGUGAAGGGGCGAAAGCUGGGCACACACCUCAAGAGUAUGCACCUGACAGUCGUGGGCAGUCCAGCAUAAAUACAUUUCUAUAGUAGCCUUCCUCUGUGCUUGUCC